UCCAUAUCGAGACACCUUGGGAACUAUUCCAUAUAUAUUAUGAUGGCGUUGAUGAUCAGCAUGUGUGUUGUUCUCCUUCUCGAGUCUUGUAGAGCGCAAGGCGUCGCUCCCCGUAUUGGCUCUGUUGCUGUUGAAAGUCUUCCUCAAGUUAUUUUUGGUGCUUCUGUUGAGAGACCAGGAUUUUUUAAUCGUGGGUUAUCUACAAAUGAAGAUUCACCGGGAAGUUUCCCUGGUGCGCUCCUCGUGCCUUUCAGUGAUAACACCUUCGGAGAUUUCUCAAAUCUCGGUCGUGGGUCUCUCGCUAAUCCUGAUUUAGGAAGGAUAAUUAAUCCAUUUAUCAAUAACUUUGGCAGAGGUCCUGUGAACUCCCUCGGCAGCACUGGGGACUUCUUCGGCAAUUCGUUUGGUGGUGUUCCACCAUUUGGCUUCAAUGACCUCUCAAACAAUCUUGGUGGCCCUCUGAAUGGAUUUAGUGAUCCUUUAGGUGCCUUAGACAACUCAUUUGGAAUUCCUAUUGUCAUUGGGUCUUUUCCCAAUUUCGGUAUUAGUGGCCAAAUCAUUCCGCUUGUUAACGAUUUCGGCAAUGGUCAAUUACCGGGCGGAUUCGUUCCUUCAAACGGUCUAGGUGGCUUCUUAGGUCGAGUUCCUGGAUCUAUAAAUACCCUUGGCAGCACUUUCAGUAACUCUCUUGGCAGUGAGUUUCUACCCAUUACUGGGGCAACUGGUUCUGUGAAUCCAUUCAUCAGUAACAUCGGUAGUGGUCUUGCUCUCUUCUUCGACGGCAAUGAUAAUACUUUCCAUACUUCUUCUGGUGUCAACAGUCGUGCACCUGGGAGGUUCUAGAACUGUUGUACGUGGCUCUAAUGACUAUAGAAAAGCCUAUGCCUUUUAUAUCUCAAUCAGCAGUUUAAAUGUUUCUAUCGGUGUCCCUGGUACUUGAAGGUAGUGUUGUACUCAUAAUUUAGGUAACCACUUCCGGAGCGUUCCUAGUGCCGUCGGCGUUGGUGUAACCUUCACAGGUGGUGUAUUAAACUGCAGUGGAUACAGAAGACUUGUUGGUAGUCUUGACAGAUACCUUGAUGUCCCUGGAAGACACUAAUCUACCAACCUUCAUUGCUGGAAAUGAUUAUGAAUGAUGAACCCCCAAACCAUUCUUCAUAUAAUGAAGAUCAAUACACAAUAAAAUUCAUCAGAUAAUAGCUACAACAUAUUUA
This is a messenger RNA of Cherax quadricarinatus, 1214 nucleotides long. RefSeq lists its product as uncharacterized. The record is from RefSeq and is a predicted model, not a curated record. Lineage: Eukaryota; Metazoa; Arthropoda; Malacostraca; Decapoda; Parastacidae.